CCAAAGAUUUCUGACUUUGGCCUUGCUAAAUUAUAUCCAACAGAUAAUAGCAUUGUGACUCUCACAGCUGCUCAUGGAACGAUCGGAUAUGUCGCACCCGAAUUGAUCAACAGAUGCAUUGGAGAGAUCUCUUAUAAAGCUGACGUUUACAGCUUUGGGAUGCUACUAAUGGAAAUGCUGAACUUGAAGAGAAAUGUAGUUGAAAAUGAAGAGAAUUCCAGCCAAUAUUUCCCUGAUUGGAUUUAUGACAAGUUCAACAAGGGCAAGGAGAUAGUGCUGGAUGAAGAAGCAGAUGAUGACGAAAAGAAGAUGACUAGAAAGAUGAGUUUAGUUGCAUUAUGGUGCAUACAAACAAACCCAGUACAACGCCCUUCGAUGAGUAAAGUAGUAGAAAUGCUUGAAGGUGAAGGUGAAGUGCUAGAAGUACCUCCUCAGCCUCUUCAAUCUCAACUGACUGGUCCGUUGUUUAAUCAGGUCAUGGAAAGUUCUAUGACGUUAUCAUCUGAUUCAAUGGCUUUGUUAGAAAAUCCUAAUAAUAAUCUCGUAGAAGUAGACAUUUGUUCUGAUUGAUUCAUAGUUGAUACAAUAUUUAAAAUGACAUAUAUUCUAUGAAGUCUGUUGUUAGCCAGGGCCAGUUGCCAACCGCAUGAUCGCUGCAAUGUGAUUACAUGACAAGAGGGAGCUUCUCGGAUGCAAGCGUCGUUCACUUCCAACUUUUAAGGUUGUAAGUUCGAGUCACCAAGGGAGCAAAAUGGGUGGGAGCUCCUAGGAAGGGGUAAAUAAAAAAUAGAUAUUACAUCUGUGAAAGCACCGGUCAAUGGCCAAAUCUUUUGAUAGGUUUGGGAGAUAUCUAUACUCAAAAGUUGAAAGGGAAAUAUAUGACAGACUUGGUUGCUAGGGGAGGAUUGCCCAAGACCAUAUAAAGAGACCAAGGACCCUUUAACCUACCAAUGUGGGACUCCAACAGAUAUCUAGAAAGACACCAUCAUUUUAAGUUUAACUGGCCUUCGCAUAGACUUUAGGUUCAGUCUUUCCACAUAGGAGGCUGAUGAUCUACCCAAAUACAGUGCUCAAAUCUCGCACUAACUGCAGAUACACACACCAAAAGCAAAUUACUUACGAGGUCAAAUGUACGCUAGAGCAACUUUCUGACAGAUAUUAGCAUGAUGUUGUAAGGUGGAAGAACACAUCAACCGUGUGGUCAGUGUCAGUUGACAUUAGAUGUGUGUAUUACAUAGUGCUUCUUUGUAAGUAGUACUUUUUAUCUACUAUGAAACACUGGAAACAAAUGAGAUUUUCAAAACCUUAAGUCUUCGGCAUAAAUGUUGGAUUAUCUCAAAGCAUUCAAAACAUGCAAAAAUUAAAGGAUAAAAUACUAAAAGUAUAUGCAUGAAAUUCUAGGUCAUCGGGUGUUCAUAAUCCACCAUUUCUAAAGAAUGCAACUAAUAAUGGCAAUACCACAAUCUGAAAGUUAUAAGGAAAUCCAUAAGCCCAAAAUCAAGAAUUUAUCAAUAGAAUGAGAUUUCAUAGUUGUGAGUAUGAAAGAUUCUCAAAUUUAUAAAAAAACAUAUAUUCUUUGUUUAAGCAAGAAAAUGAAAACUAAAGGAAUUCACACUUUACAUAGAAACCCUAAGCUUGAAGGGUGAAUUAAACUUGAGAAAUUGAAUUAUAGUACUCAAUGUGUGAAAGCAAACUCAUUGGUGAUAUCUCACAUGCUUAAAGUAGAAGCCUUGACGACACCUUUGAAUUUGGAGACUGAAGUUUGAGACCCCUAGCCCUUGGUUGAAGGAGAAAAAUCACUCCUCCUCUCUAAAUUUUCAAGUGUAGUGAAUUAUGAGAAAUGAAGGACGGGGUGAGGGGUGGGGGUUUAAAAUUAUUAUUCAUCCUUUGGGUAGCUUAAACGACAUACUGCAAAAAGACCAAAUAACCCCUUUAAAAUAGUCAGAAAAAUAGUUGGAAACAGCCCCGACGAUCCUAGCUACGACUCGUAGAGUCUGGCAACAAGUCGUAACCUGAGUCUUUGCCUAGGACUCAAAUUUUGGGCCCUUAUGCUGUCACUACGAGUCACCCUAUGAUUCAUAGUGUCUCAUAAUGAUCCGUAGGGACUAACGACGAUUCGUAGUGUCUGAGUAGUCAUCACUGACAAUUUUAACAGUGCUUUAGUAAAUUGACCAUAAGUUUUUACUUCGAUAUCAAAUUAAGGUGAAGCUGGAUGCGUUGAAAAGAUAAUUCAAAUAUGUAUCAUUUGGUGGGUCUUGAUCUCAAAAAUAUUUCAGAAUCUAGAAGUAAUGCUUGUUUAAAGUUGAUUGUAGCAAGAUACUUCAUAAGAAAUCAACCGAUAAAGAAGUUUUUUACUUGAUUAUGAGCUAGAAGUUUCUUGUGGUCUUAAUAUAUGUCUAAAUCACUCUCAUACUACCAAAACGUUAUGCUUGAUUUUACAUGUAUUUUAAGCAUGGUCCUAAUCUUAGCGUGUUAUAAAAAUAAUAAUACAAAAAAGUUG
Molecule: messenger RNA, 2500 nt
Organism: Capsicum annuum
Lineage: Eukaryota; Viridiplantae; Streptophyta; Magnoliopsida; Solanales; Solanaceae
Product: rust resistance kinase Lr10-like
Biological process (GO): protein phosphorylation
Molecular function (GO): ATP binding; protein kinase activity
Source: RefSeq, a predicted model, not a curated record